Messenger RNA from Engraulis encrasicolus (European anchovy), 1908 nucleotides. It is a transcript of the gene rasd4, whose product is annotated as rasd family member 4. Lineage: Eukaryota; Metazoa; Chordata; Actinopteri; Clupeiformes; Engraulidae. The transcript has a single exon. The coding region runs from base 335 to 967 and encodes 210 amino acids. Gene Ontology annotation, molecular function: GTPase activity; GTP binding. The record is from RefSeq and is a predicted model, not a curated record.
UUGACACCAUCCUACUACUACUACUACUACAGCUCUCAGCUCUGUAGCCAGCCGUGUUCCAGCAGUAGUGCUUCUACUUCUAGAUUCUCCUCCUGUGAUUUUUUUGUUUUGCUACGUUAGGCUACUGAAGAUACUCCACAGGUCCUGUUAAGUGAACAACUCAACAAGUUAUUUCACCCUCAUUUAUAGAAAUACAAAAGGGUUGAAACUUGUGGAAGUAAGAGGCAUCAUAGAGAGCAAAAAAGAGAGAGAGAGAGAGAGAGCACGUCAAUCCAAGUGACUGUUGACAGAAGACAGGAAAGCACAGGUGAGCAAGAGAGAAGCAAGAAGCAGCAUGUCACUGGAAGUAAAGGAGAAGACGGAGGUGCGCCUGGUGUUCCUGGGCGCCGCCGGCGUGGGCAAGACGGCGCUCAUCCGCCGCUUCCUGGAGGACUCCUUCGAGCCCAAGCACCGGCGCACGGUGGAGGAGCUACACAGCAAGGAGUACGAGCUGCCCGGCGGCCUGAAGGUCACCGUGCACAUCCUGGACACCAGCGGCAGCUACCCCUUCCCGGCCAUGCGCAAGCUCAGCAUCCAGACGGGCGACGCCUUCGCGCUGGUCUACGCCGUGGACGACGCCGACUCCCUGGAGACGGUCAAGAGCCUGCGCCAGGAGAUCCUGGAGGUCAAGCAGGACAAGUGCACGCCCAUCGUGGUGGUGGGCAACAAGUCGGACUGCGGCCAGGACGCGCGCAAGGUGUCGGGCGACGAGGUGCUGCCCACCGUGGAGCUGGACUGGAACAGCAGCUUCGUGGAGGCCUCGGCCAAGGAGAACGACAACGUGCUGGAGGUGUUCCGGGAGCUGCUGCAGCAGACCAGCCUGCCCAGCCGCCUCAGCCCCGCGCUGCGCCGCCGCCGCGAGACCUUCCCCAAGGACAACGGCGCCCGGCCGCCCAUGAACAAGACCAACAGCUGCACCGUCUCCUAACCGUCUCGCAGAGCAGCACAGAAGACGUGACGUCACGCACAGCUGAAAGACCUGUUUUGAUGAUGAAGAAGGAUGUGUCCUGUGUGUCUGUGAGUGCACUCAGGGACAUCAGCUGAUUGGCACACUGACUCUCAACAUGCACAGUGACACAAAUGCCAUGACGUAUUCAUGAGUGAACUGUGCGGCACAGACAGACACAUCGUCAAGAGACACAUCGUCACAAACUUUUGUUUGUUUGUUUUGAAGCUGAAGCUCGUUGUGACUCUGAUACUGUUGCCCGAGCUAUUGUGUGCCCAAGCAGCAGCCAGAGAGAAGAAAAAAGGCACAGACGGGGAAAGAAGGAAACCCAGUAAGGCACAAGGAAGGAGAUUGGACACUGGCUGCACCACUUAUGUCAAAAUGUGACAUAUGUGAGAAUAGGGAUUGUGAUGGUGCAGAAGAAUGUAAAAACAAAUGUUGUGUUGUGACAGAUUCUCAAAGGGUGCCCAAACCUGUUCAACCGUUGUUUGUCUGUGUGUAUGUGUGUGUAUAAGGGACAAAGCUAAACAUAUGAUCAAUUUAAAGCUGCCUCAUAGAAUUGGCUCUGUGCAUUGGUUAAAAAUAGAUGCUUUUACUUAUGUAACAAUACCUACAAUGUAUUUGAGAAACACUAUAAUGUAAUGACUGUUCUUUUUUUUAUUAUACUGUGUAUAUAGGAGAGAGGAGUUUCUUGUAUCUUAAUGCACUGUUAUGGUACCUAACAAGCCACUGCCAUUUAGUAGCAGUGUAUUGUCCAUUGCAGCUGUCAACUUGCACACUCAUUUGGUGAAAUCAUCUAUGCUUUUUUGUACUACACUGUGAAACCUGGUGCAAUGUUGUUUUUGUUGUUUUCAGAGGAUUGUUGACUGAGAAGCAAAUGGGAAUAAAAUCAUGAACAAGAAAACAGGUGUUUGUAUUACGUA